AUGCUCAAAUUCAAGAACAAGUUCAAGUUCGGGUCAUCGGAUAAGGACACCCAGCUUCCAGCAACCUCUGCAUCGACAAAGCUGUCUACUCCGGGGCUGACCACUGCGUCUUUGCCUGAAUUGUCAACUCUUUCAAUCAAUGAAUCUACAGACGCCAAUUCUAGUAUUCCCACGCCAACAACGACAGAGUCGGCUGCAGAGUUGCCUCUGCCUGCUGACCUGACGCAGCCGGCUGUGCUUGCUACCAAUCCCGGUGUGCUUAUCGUGAAACUCUAUAGAUCUAAGAACGUUAUGCUCCCCAUAAGCGUCAACAACGAUAAACAGAUCUUGCAGGCAUUGGCACAGAACACCAAUGAUCCCAAGCUGUCGGCGUUGCUUUCCGACCGCUUGAACCAGCUCUACUUGAAUGACCAGUCGUUUGAUCUUUUACCUGGCCCAAUCGCGUCUUCGUAUAUUCCGGCUAACAUUGAGAUCCCUAACAGCACCGGCGAGCGGGUCGUCAAACCUCUACUAUUUAUGACAGUUGAGUUUGACAACAACAUGAUUCUUGUGGAGUCUCGCAAGGGAACUGUUGAUGCGUGUCAAUGGGACAGAGUGAUGACUUUUGAUGUCACCAAGAUGCUGGCCCAUUCUCACACCAGCUCCAACUUCUUGAACAUUAAUUUGUAUCUCCGUUUGCCAAAUAGAUUAGUGCCUACAUCUGAGAGAGAUAGUAAGGCUGACAUGUUCACCCGGGGUACUUCUAACACCUUCGGAGACUUGCAGAUUGGCCAAAUCAAAUUGCCUAUGAACUUAAGGUGCCACUCAAAGCCUAUACGUUUGCUUGAUCACAAGGAUCUUUCUUUCAAAACAAACUUAGAGGCUGGUGACUCUGUUGGUGAGAUCUCAGUUUCGAUCGACUUCAAGCCGCUGCUCAAGAGCCAUCUCUCUAUUGAGGACUUCGACUUGUUGAAAGUUAUUGGUAAAGGAUCUUUCGGAAAGGUCAUGCAAGUGAUGAAAAAGGAUACAAAGCAAAUUUAUGCAUUAAAGACAUUGAGAAAGCAACACAUUGUGUCUAGGAUGGAAGUUACACAUACUUUAGCCGAGCGUACGGUCUUGGCUCGCAUUAACAACCCUUUUGUGGUUCCUCUUAAAUUUUCAUUCCAGUCACCAGAAAAACUCUACCUUGUCCUCUCGUUCAUUAAUGGUGGAGAGUUGUUUUAUCAUUUACAAAAGUCACGUACAUUCUCGAUGGACAGAGCAAGAUUCUAUACGGCAGAAUUGCUUUCUGCCCUCGAAAGCUUGCACGAGCUCAAUGUUAUUUAUCGUGACUUGAAGCCAGAGAACAUUUUGAUUGACUACCAGGGGCAUAUUGCCUUGUGUGAUUUUGGGUUGUGCAAGCUCAAUAUGAGCAAUGAGGACAAAACGAACACAUUCUGUGGAACUCCAGAAUAUUUGGCUCCCGAAUUGCUAUUGAAUCAGGGUUACACAAGAAGUGUGGACUGGUGGACUCUUGGAACGUUGCUUUAUGAGAUGUUGACAGGAUUACCUCCAUUUUAUGAUGAGUCAGCACCAGUCAUGUACAAAAAGAUUUUAGAGGACACAUUGGCAUUUCCAUCGUUCUUAGAAGGGACAGAAGCACAAGAUUUAUUGAUCCAAUUACUUCAGAAAGAUCCAGCCAAGAGAUUAGAUGAUGCUCAACUAAUAAAGAAUCACAACUUUUUCAGAGACAUUGACUGGAUCAAGUUGGUUGAAAAAGCUUAUGUUCCCCCUUUCAAGCCAAAUGUGAAUGGAUUCCUUGAUACUUCGAAUUUUGAUCAAGAUUUCACAAGCGAGCGUCCUCAAGACUCUGUUGUGGAUGACUUCUUGAGUGAAUCUGUGCAAAAGCAAUUUGGUGGUUGGACUUACAAUGGAGAAACAGUGCUUUAG
Australozyma saopauloensis is the source of this 1908-nucleotide messenger RNA. RefSeq names its product serine/threonine protein kinase. The transcript has a single exon. Gene Ontology annotation, biological process: protein phosphorylation. The record is from RefSeq and is a predicted model, not a curated record. Gene Ontology annotation, molecular function: protein serine/threonine kinase activity; ATP binding. Gene Ontology annotation, cellular component: cytoplasm; nucleus. NCBI's taxonomy places the organism in Eukaryota, Fungi, Ascomycota, Pichiomycetes, Serinales, Metschnikowiaceae. The coding region runs from base 1 to 1908 and encodes 635 amino acids.